GUUGGAUAAGGUUUGAGGAUUUACUCACGGAACUGGGAAUUAGCUGCCAACAUGCCGGCCAAACCUGCCCCGAUCAAGAAGGCAGCAAAGAAGGAACCAGCCAAGAAGGAGGAAAAGGCCCCUGAAGCGGUUCCCGCUCCGGAACCGGCUCCUGAGCCUGCUCCCGUCGAGGUCGCCCCCGCUGAGGCUGCUCCUGCCCCCGCCCCCGCGGAGGGUGAGGCACCUCCCGCGGAGGAAGCCCCGGCUGAAGGGGCUGCACCAGCCGAGGGUGCUCCAGCCGAGGGAGAAGCUGCUGCUGAGCCACCGGCCGAGGAGCCCAAACCCCCCACCCCUCCGCCCCCAGCCGAGCCUACAAGUGCCCCUGUGGACUUGUUUGUUGAAGAUAAGAAUGACACUUCUGUCACUAUCAUCUGGAGUCAGCCAGAGACUAUUGGAAACUCCGGUCUGGAUGGAUACGUUAUUGAAGUCUGCAAGGAGGGAUCUGAGGAGUGGAAAGCAGUCAAUGAGGAUCUUCAGAAAUCCUGCCGCUAUGUCAUCAAAAACCAGACCACUGGUGACCGUCUGAAGAUCCGUGUGGUGUCUGUAAACGCUGGAGGCCACAGCCCCCCUGUCACCCUGCCUGAGGCUGUCCUGGUGAAGGAGGUUGCAGACCGCCCCAAAGUCCGUUUGCCACGUUUCCUCAGGCAAAGAUAUGUUGCCCAUGUCGGAGACAAGAUCAACCUCACCAUCCCCUUCACCGGUAAACCUAAACCAGUAGUCCAUUGGACAAAGAAUGGUCAGCCACUUGAUACAAAGAGAGUCAAUAUCCGUAGCACUGACAGAGACAGCAUCCUGUUUAUCCGUGCAUCUGAGAGAGAGGACUCUGGAGUAUAUGAGAUGUGUGUGAAGGUAGAGGACUUUGAAGACAAGUCUUCUCUCACUCUUCAGAUUGUUGAGCUGCCAGGACCACCUGCCAGUGUAAAGAUUGUGGAUACCUGGGGUUUCAAUGUUGCCCUUGAAUGGACCGCGCCCAUUGAUAACGGAAACACAGACAUUACAGGUUACACAAUCCAGAAGGCUGACAAAAAGACAGGAGACUGGUUCACUGUGUUGGAGCAUUAUCACAGACUUAAUGCCACAAUCUCUGACCUCAUCAUGGGCAACACCUACAAAUUCAAAGUGUUUUCUGAGAACAAGUGUGGAAUCAGUGAAGAUGCUGCCAUCACAAAGGACGAAGCCAAGAUUUUGAAGACAGGUAUUGAUUAUAAGCCCCCUGAGUACAAGGAGCAUGACUUCUCCGAGCCUCCCAAAUUCACCACCUCUCUGAGUGACAGGGCCACCACUGUUGGCUACAGCACUAAGCUGCUCUGCUCUGUCAGGGGAAGUCCAAAGCCUAAGAUUGAAUGGCUGAAGAACCAGAUGAUUAUUGGCGAUGACCCCAAAUACAGGCAGAUCUGCGUCCAGGGUAUCUGCUCUCUGGAGAUUCGUAAGCCUGGUAACUUUGAUGGUGGUGUGUAUGCCUGCAGAGCCAAGAAUGAUCACGGAGAGGCAACGGUCACUUGCAAGCUGGAGGUCAAACAGCCAACGGUUCCAGAUGCGGAAAAGAAAUAAGUCAAUAUAUUGAUACAGUCCCAAACUAGGACAAGGAGAAAUGAGGCCUUUGCUGCAUAAGGAGGGUGCUGGCCUCCUGGAAGAACAUGUACAUAUGGCUGUUUAACACACUGUUGCCUGUGACUCCUUCAUGAUUGUGGUCCUAAUUUAUGAUGAUAAAUAAUUUUUCCCUGAUUAUGUAUUUACUCGUAUACACCCUCAUUCUGUAAUGAUGCAUUAUUAAGUCUGUAUCUGUGUCCACAAACAGCUAAUUUCCCAACUGGCUAUGGUUCCUUAUUGGUCAGAUUUCUGUACAUCUCAAUGGUAGUUUUACUGUAAGGGCUGUGAGGCUACCAAAGGAGAUCACCCCUCGUCAUAGGUGAACAAUGUGUAACAGCUAAGUGUUUAUACCAAUAAAUAUUUUCAUUUCUG
This is a messenger RNA of Lampris incognitus (smalleye Pacific opah), 2001 nucleotides long. It is a transcript of the gene mybphb, whose product is annotated as myosin binding protein Hb. The record is from RefSeq and is a predicted model, not a curated record. Lineage: Eukaryota; Metazoa; Chordata; Actinopteri; Lampriformes; Lampridae. Gene Ontology annotation, molecular function: protein binding. The transcript has 12 exons. The coding region runs from base 52 to 1590 and encodes 512 amino acids.